GCCACAGCCGACACUGAUCAGGACUUGUUUUGCAAUGUUGGUUUCUGCAGCAGACUGUCGCGCAUAUUGCAAUGGCGCCUACGCCUCUGCCAUUGGCGCCUCGGAUCGGAAUUAAAGGGCUACCUUCCAUCCCUGUUCCACAGGUGUUGCCCACGCGCGAUGAGUGGGCGUCGUUUUAUCCUGAGUUGGAGAGGCUUUACGUCCGGGAGCGACGGAAGUUGCGAUAUGUCAUGAUGUACAUGGAGAGGAAGUAUGGAUUCAAGGCGAGUUCACAAAUGUUCAAAAUCCGGUUUUCCAAAUGGGGAUUUCAGAAGAAUUCAAGGCGAUCGGAUAUAUCAGUGCGAAGCAUCAAGGCUGAACCUGGUUGCAGCCAUCGGAGAGAUCUCGGUGUCACAACGCGCUCCCCUAGCCCCGCAAACCUAAGUCUGGGGAUCGAUGAUUCUCUAAUGCUCUCGCUGCUAUCCAACAUACGAGCCUGCAAUUCGGCCUUCUUUGAGACGAUACAGCCACCGGUAUGUUGCUUGGCUGUACCGUCCCCAAUUGAUCGGGAAUUGCUCAACCACGCCACGGAUGUCAAUCUCGUAUUCAAGCUGGUAACAGAUCUGCUCGACCGUGGGCAUGGUGAAACUGCAGGCAGAAUGGCUCGAAAGGCCUUUUUGCUCCUUGAGGAAAUGCUGUCACUUGAUGUACCGGCUCUGCUGUGGAACCUUCUGGAGAUCAUGCACCACAUGGUCAGCGUGCAGCACGCUGAAUUGUUCCAAAUGGUUCUCGCUCAUGUCAUAGCUCUGGAGAAUGGCCGUAACUCCGAGGCUCGACCGCUCACUUUCAUAUUGCAAGGCUUGCGAGACUUCACCUUGCAUUUGACCAAGGCCAUGAGCACGCUGGGAGAGUCAUCGCCACCUUCGCCGUCAUCGUCUUCCUCAACCAGUGGAAGCAGUGACUCAGCAGCGAGCAACAGGCGGUGGCACCCCUCUGGACGGAUAGCAUUCUUGCUUGAACGAGCAUGGUCUCUCAAUACGGAAAUGGUGUUCCACCACUUCAACCCUUGUCUGUUCUCGAUCUACUCGCGCCUUCAUUGGGACUCAUGCUCCAUCAACCCACCAUUCGCCAUAUUCGGAGUAAAGGACCGAUGGCUCGAGGAGAUACGAUCACAUGAGAUUUCUAGCACCUGCGAACAGAACUUUUGUAUGAAACUUUACGCCAAGAUGAAUCCUAUCGAUGACGACAAGAUGUCUCUCCUAUCAUCAUCACUGAAGACUGAAUCUGUGCAGCUGGGAAAUGACUUCAAGUCACUUCGCGACAGCAGCUUUGCGGAGUUCAUGCAAUACGGAAAUUCAAUACUUGGCGAAGGUGCCAGCUAUGGUGGAAGUACUGCAACGCUGUUACCCUUGCUUGUUGGACUUUUAAAACACACCAUGUUGGAAGAACAACAGAAGGCUGCAACAGCUGUGGCAUCUGAUCAAUUCGACCUUGUUGCCUGUACAAUCAGGACGGUCAUGAACCUGAGCCUGGAACAACGAGGUGCCGCAUAUUGGUCUGACCCGGAUACUAUUUCCCAGAUUCGAUCCAUCAUUAUGCUUCGCGAAUUGGCGGGCGGAAAACUUAAACCAAAUGUUCUGCGGGAGAUGUGGUCUUUGGAGCAGGCACUCAACGAAGCGGGAAGAUUUGAAGAGGCUCAGGCAAUCAAGAACAGUGCGAUUGCUCGGGCAGAAGAGUACAUCCAGGAUAUCCCGGCUGGAUCUGUAUGACCAUACAUAUACCCUCGAUUUGAUCAAAUCAGCUUUGUACUACAUAGAUCUUGCACAAUCUUAUCUCAUCGGGCAUGAUUGAUGUGUGAACAAUGGGAUGUAUUUCUGGUUUCCCUUAUCGAUAAAGA
Molecule: messenger RNA, 1876 nt
Organism: Exophiala mesophila
Lineage: Eukaryota; Fungi; Ascomycota; Eurotiomycetes; Chaetothyriales; Herpotrichiellaceae
Exons: 2
Coding region: 72-1748 (558 amino acids)
Source: RefSeq, a predicted model, not a curated record